AUGCAUCCACGGAACAAGCACCGGGACUACUUGGACUACCGGGACCUGGCAGCCCAGCAGAAGGGCUUAAAGCGCUUUGUCUUUGUAAACGCUUGGGGCGGUGCUUCGAUCGACUACUCCAAUGAGGAGGCCCUCGAAGAGUUGACUCGGAGCUUACUGGCACAGUUCUACAAGAUUCAGAGCUGGAGGCUGCCUGCUGGAUACCUUUGCCCACCCGUGCCCCAGAGGGCCGACUAUGUGCACACCCUAGCAGAUCUGCUGAAUUCUUCCUUGGCUGAUGGCGAGGCUACUGGACCUUCCGUUCGUGGUCUCGAUAUCGGUACAGGAGCAAGCUGCAUUUAUUCUCUGAUAGGAUUGCGCGAGUAUGGCUGGAGCUUCAUAGCCAGUGAUGUGGACGAAGUUGCGCUGAAGAACGCUGAAGCCAUACUGCAAGCGAACAAGCUGACACGGCAGGUGUCCCUCCGAAGACAGGAGGACCCAAGCCGAAUCUUGCCAGGAGUGCUACUCCGCGGUGAGUCCAUCGCCUUCACCAUUUGCAACCCGCCCUUCCAUGAGACGCUGGACCAUGCGCAGAAAGCUGCGACCGCGAAGUGGCGGCGUUUGAGCAAGGGCAGACAGGUUUCAGACUUGAAGAACUACCAGGGUCAGGAGGUAGAGCUCUGCUGUGAGGGUGGCGAAGUGGGCUUCGUGCUGCGGUUGGUGGAAGAAAGUUCACGGCCUCGCUUCCGCUUGGCAUGCCUGUGGUACUCGAGCCUGCUUUCUAGGCAGUCAUCCAUGAAGCCAAUCCACCAACGCCUGGGUGAGCUUGGUGCUAAACGUCGCAGGUUUGAGAUCUGCCAGGGUAGGAAUGUGAAAUGGGUUAUUGCGUGGAGCUUCUACAUGCAGUCUGAGCGAGCAUCAAAGCUGGUAGAGAUGCUUGAAGCCGAUACAUCUGCAGAGAGCCUGGAGCGAAGUGCAGAAGCUGCGGAAGGAGCCGGGCAUGCGCAUGUCAGCGAGACUUCGCACACAAAGCGCCGGCGCACUCAAGAACCGAAUGCUGCAGCAGAAAGGAAGGUCCUGCGCUCAGAGGAUCGCGGCCUGCUCAGCUCGUGUGCAAAGACAGCCUCACUUCCCCACUUUGUUUUACACUUUAGCUUGAGCCCGAUGGGCACCAUGGACUCGGAGAAGGCAAAGCGCAUUACGCAGCUGGCUGAGAAGCAGAGGAAGUCUCUGGCCAUUGGUCGGCAGGAUGAGGCCGAUGCCCGCGAAGAGGCCAAGGAGGAGGCCUUGGCACAGGCCCUGGCCACCGACAGCAUGAGCUACGACUUCAAGGAUGCCUCGAGAAGGAAAGAGCUGGGGGUCCCUCGCUGGCUCCGUCCAUGCUACAACACCUGCUACAACAAGACCUUCAGAAGGUUAAGAAAGCAGCUGAAGCCGCUGGUCCGGAACAUGUACUUUGACAUUGCGUCGACGCUGACGAUCCUCAUUAGCGCGAUCAUCAUGGGCGUUGAGGCAGAGAUCUGGGAUCCAAACGGCAGUGUGCCCAAGCCAGUGUGGAUUGAUGUCUGCACGUGGCUCAUCAACGUAUCCUUCGUGGUAGAGUGGACGCUUCGCUUCAUUGUCGGCGGCGCUCUGUGGCUGAAGGAGACCCUCAACAUCCUCUUCACGGUUGCUGUGUGGGCUCCGUUCUUUUUUGCUGCUCUGGGCGACACAGUCGAGAUCGUACGAAUCGUCAUCAGGAUGCUACGAAUUGGCAAGGUCAUCCACACGAUCAAGAAUGUCAAGGGCUUCAAAGUCAUUUGGCUUCUCCUUUCAGGACUGUUCGCAUCGGCAGGGACGCUGUUCUGGUCCUGCCUGCUGCUGGCGACUUCCGUGCUUUUUUUUGCCAUUAUCGCUGUGGAUCUGAUUGGCUACGCGGAAGCUUGGACGUAUCAGCCAGAGGAUGCGAUUCCGAGAUGGUUCAUCUCCAUACGCAGUGCGAUGUUCACCAUGAGCCGAUUCAUGAGCUCGGACGGAGCAAUGGACGUGGUGGAGUAUUUGAUGCAGGUCCCAUGGGCAGUGGACGCUUCUAGCCCAUAUCCCACAGAGGGCCAGCCAUACAUUUGGAUCUUCCUCUUCUCCUUCCAGGCGCUGUCGCAAUACGUGAUCCUCAACCUGGUCACGGCUGUGAUUUGCGACAAUUCCAUGAAGAUUGUCAGCGAAGAUGAGGCCAACAAGGCGGCAGAGGCCGAGGAGGAGAAGAAAAAGCAGAUCGAGGAGCUGCGUGAGCUUUUCAAGCUCCUAGAUUCCGACGGCAGCGGCGAGGUCGACACAGCAGAGUUUGAUGGCGCAUUUGAGAUUCCAGCGCUGAAGAACAAGCUGCUCCUCCUUGGCCUGGAGGAGGGCGAGCUAAAGCGCUUCUUCCGCGCGCUGGACUCCGAUGGAUCUGGGUCUAUGGGCAUUGACGAGUUCUGCGAGGCCGGGCGGAGAGGUUUGGCCUUUGAUUCAUUCUCAUUCAGGGUUUGUCGUUUGGCAGUCUUUCGGGCUUAG
This is a messenger RNA of Symbiodinium pilosum, 2508 nucleotides long. Lineage: Eukaryota; Dinophyceae; Suessiales; Symbiodiniaceae. The record is from the annotation of a GenBank genome assembly.